This is a messenger RNA of Pollicipes pollicipes, 1524 nucleotides long. RefSeq lists its product as uncharacterized. The record is from RefSeq and is a predicted model, not a curated record. NCBI's taxonomy places the organism in Eukaryota, Metazoa, Arthropoda, Thecostraca, Pollicipedomorpha, Pollicipedidae. Gene Ontology annotation, molecular function: protein binding.
CGUCGCGUGGCUGGCGCCAGGCAGUGGACGACAGCCUGGAGCGCCGCCACGACCUCCACCUUACCGGAGAUGACGUGGAGCACGCCAACGACGAGCGGCUGGAGCGUCUUCUACGCCGCAUGCCGUCCCUGCGGCGGCUCACAACCGACCAUGACUUCUCACCGCCGGCGCCGUUAUCCGUUGACGUCGUCUCCCGGCUCUCAGGACACCUGGAAGCGGUGGAUUUGUUCCACUUCGACGCGGCCCCACAGCCUCUGGAGGGGCUGUGGACCAGGUGUCCCCGGCUGGGGGACGUCACGCUGCCUCGCAGGUCUGCCGACCGGUGCGCGGAGGUGCUGCUUCGCCGCCUGCCGUCCCUGCGGCGGCUGGACGUGGCGCGGAGUGACGUGCGGGGAGAGUGUUUAUCGCUGCUCCCCGAGUCAUUGGAGGCUCUCUCGGUGGCCUAUUGUCUACAUCUACAGCCGGCCUGCCUGCGUCAGCUGACCCGCUGUCCUCGGCUGCGGCGGCUGGACGUGUCAGGUGUGGAGGGGCUGCAGGCGGCAGACCUGGCGGCGGUGCUGGCCGGCUGUCCACAGCUGGAGCGGCUGACGGCGUGGAGGCUGGAGCCGGCGCUGGAGCUCUGCCUGCCGCCGGCCGGCCUCCCCUCCCUCCGACACCUGACGUGACGUGGUCCGGUGAAGUCACCGACUCCACGCUGAAGCGGCUGCCCGACCUGCUGCCAGGCCUGCACUCACUCAGCAUAUGGGGUGAGCAUAUUCCACAUCACGCAGUUUCCGUGUAUUCCGUAGUGGCAACACGGUAAUGGUGCAGCUGAAGUGACGCAUUAAAGCCAGCUGUUCCAUAUCAAUAGGACACGCUCCCGACCCCGCAUGCCGUGGCUCCGCCAUGGAGUUGCGAAAGGCGGUGUUGUUUACAGCACCGGCGGUUCAGCCGCUGUUCAUGUUCUGACGUCAUCUGGCGAUCACGUGACGGUGCUGAUGCAUUGGACCCGGUCCGGCUUCUUGUGUGUUUCAGCGUGUGACGAGGUGACGGCUGUUGGGCUGGACAGCCUGCCGCGGCUCAGGCAGCUGCGUCAGCUGGACCUGACCUGUCUGUCAGCUGUGACGGACGCCACACUGGACCGGCUACACGGGCCGCGUCUGAGGAUGCUGGACCUGACCGUGUGCCGGUCUUGUUCAACAGAUGGUGUCACACGGCUGGUGCUCGGCUGUCCGUCGCUGACGGUACUGGGGUGGGUGGUGGUCUUUCCCCUACGCCGGACCAGGUCCCUGGUAGACAGCCUGGUGCGCCAGCUGCCCCCGGAACCGUGACGUCACACUCGAGGUCUCCGCCUGGGAUCUGCAGGAUCUGCCGCCGCUGCCGCCCGGCCCGCUCAGCCUGAGGGGAAUAUAAGUCAUGGUGAGCAUCACACAGGCCACAGUGCUGCGGCCCGGCCCGGUCAGGUGCGCCGCCACCGUCCGACACGCCACAGCCACGUGUUGCCGGUCCACCGACGUACGCCCUCCACUGCCGACGCCGCGUGUC